This is a messenger RNA of Kwoniella mangroviensis CBS 8507, 288 nucleotides long. RefSeq lists its product as uncharacterized. NCBI's taxonomy places the organism in Eukaryota, Fungi, Basidiomycota, Tremellomycetes, Tremellales, Cryptococcaceae. The transcript has 3 exons. Bases 1 to 288 code for a protein of 95 amino acids. The record is from RefSeq and is a predicted model, not a curated record.
AUGUUCAGCAACAAUGAGGCCGACUUCUGGAAAGAGGAAGAUCGCCUUAACAUGGAACAGGCGUACAGAACGCUACAUGAGGUCGCAGGGGUCGGACACGGCGAGAUAGCAGAAAAUCAUAUCAUUGUCAAUCGCGAGAAAAAUCGUGUCGCGAUCCUCGAUUUCCAGGGAGCAGACACAUUCAGCUCUAUCAGACAACCUAAAAGAACGAAGAGAAUGGUGGAGUGGGAUGAGGGAUGUUUGGAAGAAGUUCUCUAUCCCUGGAGAGGCAGACCAAGAGAAUUUUAA